AUGAAGGAAGAAAUAUUAUCAAAAGAUGAAUAUUAUAAAAAACUAGAACAUUGGGUUAAUCAAGCUAAAUUACUCCAAAAUGCCACAGCAUGUUUCCCAUAUUAUUUAGCUGCUAAUUAUCCAAAUUAUUUUUCAUUAAAUGGAGUCAAUAUUGAUGGGUCGUCAAUUUCAACGACAUCUCCUUUAUCUGGAACAACAAAUCCAAUUCCAAAUCCUCCAACAAAUGCCGAACGUAUAAGAUUAAGUAAUCUUCAAAAUGCUUCCAAUCAAGACGAAGGAUAUGAAUUUGUUAUUGCACCUUUGUGGAAAAGAUUUGUGGCCGAAAUGGUGGAUGUUUCUAUUUUAUUGCUUCUCAAAGUCGCAAUUACAUUUACCUUUUUAAAUAUUUUCGAUUUAGAUUUAAGCUACGAAUUUGAUAGUGAUUAUUUGCGAAAGACAGUCAACGACAGCGACACUAAGUUCUUAAGCAUUGCCGAUUUACUCUCACUCUCCUCUGAUCUUGUUGCUUUGGAAAUUCUUAUGAAAAUAUUUGUCUGUCUUUACGAAGCUGUUUGGACAAUGAAUGGGCGGGUAAUUGUUGGUGGAGCAACUCCGGGCAAACUAUUGCUUCGUUUGAGAAUAGUUUAUGUUGAAAUGCUUACUGUAAGACUUGACGAACCAGCUGAUUUAAAUGGAACUGGACCGGUGCGUGCUAUUAUGUAUCCAGCAUCGAAUCCUGGUUUUCGUAGAGCUUUUUGUCGUGCUUUAGCAAAGAAUUUAGUUUUGGCUUUGCUGUUUCCGGUUUGUUUUGUUUUUUUGUUUUUAAAGAAUAAUCGAACUUUUUAUGAUGUAUUUACAAAAACUGUUGUUGUUGAGGAAAAUCCUUCGCCACAACGAAGAAGUCGUUAAAAAUGUUUUUUUUUUGAAUUUUUUAUUAUUUUUUUCUGUUUUAUGUUUCUUUUGUAAAAUAUUUAGGAAAACUUUUUGUAAUUUUUUUUUUUAUUAUUUUUCUUUAAUUUAAAAUUUGACUGCGAUCAAUGUGAAUACGCAUUAAUUUUUUUGAAUUUAUUCUAUACCAAAUGAAAAAAAACCUUGUACUUUAACAUUCUAAGAUAAAAAUAUUACAUAUUUGAAUAUUGCCAAAUUAAGGUAUUAAAAUUGAUUAGAAUUGUAUCAAUAAGCUUAAUCGAUCUUUUUAAACAAUUGUAUCAUAAAUAAACAUCUAAUCGAAAAGGAUAUUCACAAUAACCAUAA
This is a messenger RNA of Episyrphus balteatus (marmalade hoverfly), 1233 nucleotides long. RefSeq names its product protein FAM8A1. The coding region runs from base 1 to 888 and encodes 295 amino acids. Lineage: Eukaryota; Metazoa; Arthropoda; Insecta; Diptera; Syrphidae. The record is from RefSeq and is a predicted model, not a curated record. The transcript is spliced from 3 exons.